Molecule: messenger RNA, 5111 nt
Organism: Hippopotamus amphibius kiboko
Lineage: Eukaryota; Metazoa; Chordata; Mammalia; Artiodactyla; Hippopotamidae
Gene: ARRDC2
Product: arrestin domain containing 2
Exons: 8
Coding region: 2762-3985 (407 amino acids)
Biological process (GO): protein transport
Cellular component (GO): cytoplasm; plasma membrane
Source: RefSeq, a predicted model, not a curated record
CUCCUACCCUGAGCCAGGAUCCGCCCGGACCCUCCACCCAGGUCUGGGCGCCCCUCUCCAAAGCCAGCCUUUCGACUUAGAGGCUGUGCGGUCGGGUGACUCUUCUCAAGAGGUGGAGACCUCCUCCUCGGGGUGUGGACCCUUCUACUGGGACACCCAUCCACCCACCCUCCUACCAAAACCCUCUUUCCCAGGAACGCCUCCCAGGGUCUGGGUGUGCUCCCCAUCCAGAGCCCGGACGCCCUUGACCUAGAGGCUAUGCGGUGAGGAACCCCCACCAUAUGGAGUCUGGGGGAAUCCCUUAGUGGAGCUGGGAUAUCUGCCUCUCAGGACCCCAGGAUGCCACGUUAGCUCCAGGCCUGUUGUCUGUGAUUCCCAGAGAAGGCCCCUGUCAGGCCCUGCCCGGUGCCCCUUACUAGUUCUUACAGGAAGGUUGUUGGCUGGGUUGGGGGUUCUGGUGGUGUUUGCAGGUGAGGGGGUGGAAAUGCAUCCCAGGCAGGGAGAAGACUUGGGGUGGGGUCAGAUCAGGCUGGGAGCCUUAGGUCUUGGGCAUGUCCCUACCUUGCUCUGAACCUCAGUCCCCCACCCUCAGUCCAUGCAGCCAGUCAGGGGCAGAAAAGGGGGGCAACAGAAGGAGUAAGUCUGUGCCCCAGCAGUGCUGUGUGGCUGAAGAGGAUGUUGACCUCUCUGGCCUGCCCUUGGCCACCUUCUGUUGGGGAAGGUAGACCUUACCAUACCCAUCUGCAAGAUGGGCGGAGGGAGGAAGCAGCUCAAACCUGACUCCUCGCCCACAGCUCCCUUUUUUUCCCCUGCACUGCACACACUAGAUGCUUUGCCUACAGGCUUGCAACCCUGUCUCAACAGCCCCCAGGUGUGGGGGCUCUUGCCUGAGCAGCUGUGGAAACCGAGGUGGAGCCUGCAUGGGGUGAGGCAGGAAGGGGCCCUGUAGACACUUCCCUUUCCCUGUGACUCGAGGGAAAUUGGGGCUGGUCUCACCCUACAGUCCUCCUGGUCCCACUCACUGGGAGCUCCCUAAAGAUACUGGAAGGGCGAAGCUUGUGGAGUUGCUGUGUGACCUCUAGUGAGGUCCUGCCCCUCUCUGGGCCUCUGGGCACCCAUCUGUGAAGUGGACUGAGGGCACUGGCUCAAAAUGAGCCUUCCGGGUCCAGGGCGCAUGGGGCGUGGGUUCGAUCCCUGGUCAGGGAACUAAAUUCUCACAUGCCUUGUGCUGCGGCAAAAAAAAAAAAAAAAAUCCAAAAGAAUGAGCCUUCCCAUCCCCCUAGGGUCACUCCAUUCCCCACCUCCUCCUGGGCUUAUUGCCUCCUGUCUUGCUAGGCUCCACUUGGCCCUGGGAGAAGGUCCCAGCCCCUUAUUUCAGUCCCAGGGCCCCCUCCUCCAGGUACCCCCCCCUCAACCCGCCCCAAGCUGAUCAUUGAGUGGACAGCCUCUACCCCGCUCUUCCGGCCUGCCCUAAUCCCUAUCACUGACUGGUUGUGUCCGGUUAUGGCCGCCCCUGCACUGGGUGUGCCUUGGCCUCAGGGGGGGUCCCGGCGUGGCCUGAGCCAGGCUCAAAGGUGAUGGCCGGGGUGGGGCGGGGGGUGGUGGCGGGGGGGCCUCAAGCAGCAGUGCAUCGUACUGCCACUAGAGGGCGCAGCCGCUCCACAGAUCGCAAGCAGGUAGCUCCUGACUUGGAAACCCUGCUUCGGGUUCUUCUCUUUGGAAACUGAGGCCAGAGAGGGGUGACCGCCCCCAAACAACAUAGCAGCCCUGAACCCAGGAAUUCCAUGAGCUUCCCCGGCACUCGGCUCUGUGAGGGGACGAGCUAGGCCUAGAGGACAAGUAGGAGUUUGCAGGGAGGGGGACAGGUGCUGAAAGUUUGGAAAGGAACGUCGGGGCAAAAGCGGUCAGGCGCAGCCGAGUGACAGUGUGUCAGCAGAGGGUUAAUGACUCUGGACAGAGGCUCUGGGAGGGGUCGAGUAGGGGCCACACCAUGAUUCAUGCACAGCCCUCCGAGGUCGGGAACUGAUUUUCUUCUGGCUCCAUAAACGUGGAAAAUCAGGCUCCAAGAGGCUGUCACUAGCCCGGGUCAGGCAGCUGAGCGGGUUUCAAAUCAGAGGAGGGGACAGCAAGAGCCCGGGGCGGGGCGGGGGUCCACUUCUGCCUCCCUCCCCCGUUGCACAGAGCGAGGGAAACCGAGGCCCGAGUGGUUAGUCCUAGGCUCUCAGGGCCCCGAUUGGGACCUGGCCAUUACACACCCCUCCAGCUCGGGCUGGACGUGCAUCGAGUCACGUCUGCAAGUGGCGGCCGGUUGAUGAUUAAACCGAAGGCAGAAUGCUCUUGCUGGGUGACCUCAGGCCCGGGUCCUCCAGGCCUGUUUUUCCUCUUUACCUCCGGAGUCUGAGAGAUACUUGCUCUGUCCCCCAAUGUUUCAGCCUCACCCCAGUGUCCCAGAGGGUAGAGGGCCGCCGGCCGGGAGCCGGGGCUUUUGUUAUUUUGCUCCACUCCUGGGCGGAGCCACGCCUCUCGCCGCGCCAUUGGCGUAUUCCCUUCAGGGGGCGGGCCCUGCGUCUCGCCCCGCCCCUCCCUGCCGUAUAAAUGCGGCGCCGGCGCAGGCCCUGAAGAGUCUCUGGCCGGGUUAGUGAGUGCGCCUGCGUGCGCCUGGUGGGUUCCCAUCCUGAGGCUACAGCGUCCGCACCUCACGCCGCCGUGUCGCGGGUUCGAAGCCAGAGGCCGCGCGCCGCGAGUUCGUAUCCCGGCCGCGAUGCUGUUCGACAAGGUGAAGGCGUUCGCGGUUCAGCUGGAUGGUGCGAGCGCGGGCGCUGAGCCCGUGUUCAGCGGCGGCCAGGCGGUGGCCGGCCGGGUGCUGCUGGAGCUGGCGGGCCCGGCGCGCGUGGGUGCCCUGAAGCUGCGCGCGCGGGGUCGCGCCCACGUGCACUGGACCGAGUCGCGCAGCGCGGGCUCGAGCACCGCGUACACCCAGAGCUACAGCGAGCGCGUGGAGGUUGUGAGUCACCGUGCCACGCUGCUCGCGCCAGACACCGGAGAGGUCACCACGCUGCCUCCUGGGCGCCAUGAGUUCCCAUUCAGCUUCCAGCUGCCACCGACGCUAGUGACGUCAUUUGAAGGGAAACAUGGCAGUGUCCGAUACUGCAUCAAAGCCACCCUGCACCGGCCCUGGGUCCCUGCCCGCCGGGCAAGGAAGGUGUUUACUGUUAUCGAGCCUGUGGACAUCAACACACCAGCUCUGCUGGCCCCUCAAGCGGGAGCUCGGGAGAAGAUCGCCCGAUCCUGGUACAGUAACCGUGGCCUUGUCUCUCUCUCAGCCAAGAUCGACCGCAAGGGCUACACACCAGGUGAGGUGAUCCCUGUCUUCGCCGAGAUCGACAACGGCUCCACGCGCCCAGUGCUGCCUCGGGCGGCCGUGGUCCAGACACAGACCUUCAUGGCGCGAGGUGCCCGCAAACAGAAACGUGCAGUGGUGGCUAGCCUCUCAGGGGAGCCUGUGGGCCCCGGGCGCCGGGCGCUGUGGCAGGGCCGGGCGUUGCAGAUCCCUCCUGUGGGGCCUUCUAUCCUUCACUGCCGCGUGCUACACGUGGACUACGCCCUCAAGGUCUGCGUGGACAUCCCGGGCUCAUCCAGGCUGCUCCUCGAGCUGCCGCUGGUCAUCGGCACCAUUCCUCUGCAUCCUUUCGGCAGCCGCUCAUCCAGCGUGGGCAGCCACGCCAGCUUCCUGCUGGACUGGGGGCUGGGGGUCCCGCCGGAGCGGCCUGAAGCCCCUCCCGAGUACUCAGAGGUGGUGGCCGACGAGGAGGUGGCAGCCAUGGAGCAGAGCCCCUUCGCACUACUGCAGGACCCUGACAUGAGCGUUGAAGGCCCCUUCUUCGCCUACAUCCAGGAGUUCCGCUACCGCCCACCACCCCUGUACUCCGAGGAAGAUCCAAACCCACCCUCAGAGGCCAUGAGGCCCCGCUGCAUGACCUGCUGAGUGGCAAGUGGAAACUUCGAGGGAUGAGAUUGUAAACAUGCUUCCAGCCACCGUGGACAUGAGUGAGGAGUGGCUGGAUCAAGAGCAGACCGGCCUGACCGCAUUGAGGUUGGGGGAACCGAGUCUCAGAACAGGGCAGGGCCUUUCCAACAUCACACAGAACAGAGGAAGAGCCAGUCUGGAGUCUGACAUGUCUGGACUGGUCCUCAUAAGGUAUCAAAUGCCCCCAGUAGGAUCCGAGAGACUGUUCAACCUGUCUGUGCCGGCCUGUGGUCCUCCAGAAGCCUCCAGUCUGGGAGAGACAGCCAGACGUCAAUUCUUCCAGGCCCACAGAACCAGAGGAACGGAACUGGAGCUGGGAGAGUUCCAAAGAGGGAGCAGAGAAGGCUUCCUGGAGAAAAGGGCAUUUUAGCUGAGGCUUUGGCGCAUGAAUAAGAGCUCAGCUGGCAGGCAAGCAAGGGGAAGGAAAAGUGGAAGAAGGUCAGAGCUGAGUGAUGAUUGGAGACUGCCCCCUUCAUCCUAGAACUGGGGCUCAGAGAGCAAGUGCCUCAGUUGAGGUCACACUGCAAGGUCCGGCAGGCGAGAGGGCCCAGGAAUGAGGCAUUCAGGGAAGUGAGUCAUGGGAGCUGUGUGGGGCCAGAGGAUGGCAGGGGCAGCGACUCCAGCCUUUAAAACCUUUGCAAGCUAGAGAUUCCUGGCCUGGGCUGGACUGCCUGGGGCCCCUCCACACACUUCAGGACGUGAGAGCCACCUGGGUAUAAUGUGGCCCAGGAAACCCAGGUUCAGAGUGGGACAGACAAAACCAGCUACGUAACUUGCAAAAUGAAGAUGUGGUGCCCCUUGUUCAAGAAUUAAGAAUUUCAAGACAGGGACAACAGAGCAUUGAACCAGGCUGCGGGGAGAGAGGUCAGCCUGGGGCGACACAGCAGGGCCAGUGUGCUUCUUCUGGACACCCCCUGUGUCCUGGAAACACAAAACAUGAUGGGGCAGCUGGACAAGCCCCCAAGUGCAGAGUCCCAGCCCCGGCUGAGGCAGGACCCCCGUCUGGGACUCCGCAUUUCCAAUAAGCCUUAAAUUGUUCUCUUUUGUACAAUUAUUUUUUAAAAAUAAAAAGCAUGGAGGAAGA